Messenger RNA from Laccaria bicolor S238N-H82, 637 nucleotides. RefSeq lists its product as uncharacterized. The transcript is spliced from 2 exons. The record is from RefSeq and is a predicted model, not a curated record. The coding region runs from base 72 to 395 and encodes 107 amino acids. Lineage: Eukaryota; Fungi; Basidiomycota; Agaricomycetes; Agaricales; Hydnangiaceae.
CUACAUCCUACCGCGAUCCUUGCGCGAGCCAGUCUAUACCACAUUCUAUAACGAACAUCCCUAUCACCAUCAUGUUGACCAACGGAACUCUUGCAAUUGCCAUUGUCAAGCGCCAAGUCAUGGUUGUCCAAGCUACCCGCUCCCACACAACACGCGACAAAUACCUAGACGUCAACACUUUCUCCCUCUUUGGCGACGGUGUCUUCCUCGCCUCAGACGUCCCAAAAGCGCGCAUCGCGUCGUCUGACGUCCUCACCAUAUUUCCAUCCACUCACGUCGCCUCACAGGGCUUGCUCGAGCUGCCCAAACAAGCGUUCUCCGAGUUUGUCGAGAUCAGCUCUCGGUAUCAGAAGCGAUACGAGAGUCUUUGGAAUUCGUGGAUCUCUAAACAUUGAUUCACUUCGGGUCCUCUCACAUCCUGCACCUUUGAUAGGUGUAUACUUCGCCAUGAUUACCUGCCAUAUCCACGACUUGCACCAGCUUAUACCCGCACACACAACUUGGUCUCCGACAACCACUUGUAGCUCUAGGAUUUGAUUUUACUGUAUCGUUAGCUCAGUUCCAACUGUAUCACUACCGCCUCUCUGUACCACGUACACCAUAUACACCCAUAUGCCCUAUGCACAUUUAUGCGUUU